AUAUCCGUUGUCAGGUGGCGCUGCUAUGGAAAGAUGCGAUCAGAAAGCUGACGAAUGGAAGCUGUUCCCGAGUGGUCAUUUCGGUAAUAGUGGCUAAAACAAACAUUGCGCGAUAUCAACCCUCCAUAUACGGUCUCCUUUGGUUGGGGGCAACAAACUGCGUAUGCACCGAACAAAUACUUUUAAAGAAAUGUCCAUGCUGUAGCAUUACAACGCAGACUUUCCUCGGCGUUUUCAGCUCGAGAGCUCCAGCAUGUCUAAGCGGCGCUCAUUGGAGAGGGGGGCCGGAGAGACCUCAGGCAGGGCCAGCAAGCUCCUCUGUCCUGGAAUAGCUGGAAGCAACGCCAAGAGGGCAGGUCCCUUUGUCCUGGGGCCUCGUUUGGGGAACUCGCCCGUGCCAAGCAUAGUGCAGUGUCUGGCCAGGAAGGAUGGGACGGAUGACUUCUACCAGCUAAAGAUCCUGACGCUGGAGGAGCGGGGAGACGCGACCGGGGAGACCCAGGAGGAGAGGCAGGGGAAGAUGCUGCUGCACACAGAGUACUCCCUCCUCUCGCUGCUCCAUAACCAGGAUGGAGUGGUGCACCACCAUGGCCUGUUCCAGGACCGGGCGUACGAGAUUGUGGAGGACCCGGAGGCCAACAAUGGCAAGGUGCGCCGACUGAAGAAGCGGAUCUGCCUAGUGCUGGACUGCCUCUGUGCGCACGACUUCAGCGACAAGACUGCGGACCUCAUCAACCUGCAGCACUACGUCAUCAAGGAGAAGCGGCUGAGCGAGCGCGAGGCCAUCGUCAUCUUCUACGACGUGGUGCGUGUGGUGGAGGCCCUGCACAAGAAAAACAUUGUGCACCGAGACCUGAAGCUUGGAAACAUGGUGCUGAACAAACGAACUCAUCGGAUUACCAUCACCAACUUCUGCCUGGGCAAGCACCUGGUGAGUGAGGACGACCUGCUGAAGGACCAGCGAGGAAGUCCAGCCUACAUCAGUCCUGACGUACUGAGUGGCCGGCCAUACCACGGAAAGCCCAGUGACAUGUGGGCCCUUGGCGUGGUACUGUUCACCAUGCUCUACGGCCAGUUCCCCUUCUACGACAGCAUACCUCAGGAGCUAUUCCGCAAGAUCAAGGCUGCAGAGUACUCCAUCCCAGAGGACGGGCGUGUGUCGGAGAACACUGUGGGUCUUAUACGGAAGCUGCUGGUGCUAGACCCCCAGCAGAGGCUGACCGCUGCCGAGGUCCUGGAGUCUCUCAGCGGCAUUAUUGCCUCAUGGCAGUCGAUAUCCUCUUUGACCGGUCCUCUUCAGGUUGUACCGGACAUCGAUGACCAGGUCAGCCACCCAGAGCAUCUCCAGGAGGUGAAAAUGACGGAGGAGUCGUCACAGUACGAGUUUGAGAACUACAUGCGCCAGCAGCUGCUGCUGGCCGAGGAGAAGAACACUAUUCACGAGGCCAAGGCCAGUUUCCUCGUCAAGCGCCAGUUCAGCGCCAUCCCGCCCGUGCGGCGCCUGGGCCACGAUGCCACACCCGUCAGCCCUCUGGACGCAGCCAUCCUGGCCCAACGCUUCCUCCGGAAGUAGCCCCUUCACCCAUCACCUUGCCCUCUGGGGGACAAGUGGGGUUGGGGACAAUGGUUGGGUCGGGAAGGUACCCUGAAACUAGUAUCUAUGUGAGCUUAGCCCGACCCUCCCUUGGGUAGAGGGAUCCCUAGCUGUGGAGAGUUAGGCAGGUGGAGUGGGAACAGAUGAUGGGGGGGGGGGGGGGCAGAACUGAUCACUCACCUGACAACCUCUCAUAGUUUUCACACUUCAAGUCUGGGUGUCGGUGGUGUGCACAGGAAUGACAUGGCUGGAGAAUCUGAAGAUCUCAACCAAAGGCUCCCACUGAACCCACCCCUCAGCCAGCCAGCUAUGGGCACAUAUGGACUCAGCCAGCCAGCCAGCUAUGGGCACAUAUGGACUCAGCCAGCCAGCUAUGGGCACAUAUGGACUCAGCCAGCCAGCCAGCUAUGGGCACAUAUGGACUCAGCCAGCCAGCCAGCUAUGGGCACAUAUGGACUCAGCCAGCCAGCCAGCUAUGGGCACAUAUGGACUCAGCCAGCCAGCUAUGGGCACAUAUGGACUCAGCCAGCCAGCCAGCUAUGGGCACAUAUGGACUCAGCCAGCCAGCCAGCUAUGGGCACAUAUGGACUCAGCCAGCCAGCCAGCUAUGGGCACAUAUGGACUCAGCCAGCCAGCCAGCUAUGGGCACAUAUGGACUCAGCCAGCCAGCCAGCUAUGGGCACAUAUGGACUCAGCCAGCCAGCCAGCUAUGGGCACAUAUGGACUCAGCCAGCCAGCUAUGGGCACAUAUGGACUCAGCCAGCCAGCUAUGAGCACAUAUGGACUCAGCCAGCCAGCUAUGGGCACAUAUGGACUCGUACAGGCCAGGGGGAUACCAGACGCGUGUGUGUUUGGCCAUGGAAAUGCCCCCCCCAUAUGUUUCUCUCUGCUGAGACCUGGCCAUCGCCCUCCUACCUACCCCCAUUUAUUCUUGAAAACCCUGAGCAAUACAGGGCCAGAAGAACCAUGUAGCAACCUUCCUCUAACCUCCCUCUCCUCAACUCUCCAAACUAAGAUCACUUGAUCAUGGAUGUAAUUCACUCUCUUUAGUUUCCUCAUAACCAAAAUUAUCUGGACUAGUCCCGUCUCUAAGCUGAAGACUUCAAAUCUACCUCUCUCAAUCUUUACUUUGAUUUUUUUGUGUGCAUUUUAAACCAUGUCCACCAUUCUCGGAAAACAAGGAAUUGUCGGGGUAGUGUUGUCACCGUAGACAGAAAGCAUUACUAUGUUUUGGUGCAUAAUGGUUUGGAAUGUGGAAUAUGAAUAAGCUUUUUCCCUUAUGACUAAUAAGUAGCAUUUUAACCUUCUAUCUAUUCUACAUUGAAAAUGCUAACUAUCAAAGGGUGGCCAAAUCGACUACUUCUGUCUAAGUCUAGCAGAUUAUAUUGUUUUCUUGCUUUCGCUCUCACCCCUAUUUUUUUUUUUGCAUUUAAGUGUCAAGUACCUGGAAGAGCUGGAUGGGGCGACGUUUAUUAGAUGUUUAAUGUUGAUCCUCUCCCGUUAUUGCUCUUCUAAUUGGCAUCUUUGGAUUAAUAAUCACGACGUGGACACUAUCAUUUUUGAAAUCAUGGCGCGUCUUAACUGAUUGUUAGCCAAGGAAAUGAUACCUCCCCCUCGUUCACCACUGAACAACUUCCAGGUAUUCAACUUCCGUUUUAUCCUGUGACAUCAUCAUUGUGAGACAGUUAUUGGGCAUGAAUUUGAGUGACCGGCAAUGCCAAUGAUUGUCAUUGUGUAGAUAAGUGUGAUUUGGGCCAGGGGUGUAUGAGACUAAGCCAGGGCCUUUUCAGUGGUAGGUGCCGACUAGAGCCACGUUAUUGGAGCCUAGUGAGUCAGUGCAGAUCCUUAAACUAACCAUCCUUCCCAAUCUGUUUAUCUUGCCUGCCUCAGUUGCUCGCACACACUGAGAACAUACAGGCUUUUUUUAAAGACUGGCUGGACUGCAUGUGUCCGCUAUGAAAGAUGGGCAUCCCUCAUUUUGCCCCGGUCUUAGUCAUGAAUGCUCUAGUGCGUAGCCAAGUUUAAAAUCAAACAAAACCGUGAUGAUCAUAGUAGCUCUCCCUUUUAGCUCUUGUAAGUUAUAUUGUAGUAGCUGAGCAUGAAAGACUUACUAUGGUGUUGAUAGUGGUAAUUGAAUAGUGUAAUAUUUCAUAGAGAAACUCAACCGUGAGGUUGUCUGUCGCGUUAUGCACAUUCUCAAGCCUCCCUCUGCUGGCGGUGCCGUAGUGGUGCCAAACGUCGUGAUCAAUCCAAUCAUUCUGCAGUACACUCGUCUAAAGUACACUAGUGUCCUUGAAAUACGACGACAUUGCAAAAGUAGGAAGAUAUUUAGUACGAAAAAUGUUUGCCAUUAUGUCGGCAAAUUUACUUUAGACAGAUGGCAAUGUUGUCAUUUGUUAGCAAAGUUUGUCAAAUAGCUGCCAAUGUUGCUAAGCUACUAACUCGUGAACAAUAUUAGUCAUCUGUUCACAUAAGCUUGCCCAUCUUUAUGGGUAUUCGCAUUGCUUAGACCUUCACCCUAUUUAUAUCCAAAUUGAUCGCGAGUAGAAACUUGAGUCAGUUAUGUCCUUUUCAUUGUAUAUUGUCUUUUUCCUCAAUUUCAUGUACGUUAAUUUUGUUAUUUAUUCACUGUCCAUUUUCAGGCAUCAAAUCUAUUUUCCAUUUUUAGCUUUAAGCAAGAAGUGUUCUGGUUUCAUUUGUUUCUCCAAACAUUCAAACUUGAGCUGCCAUUGCAGUUUUUUCUCUCUAUCAGCCAUGUUCAUUAAAGAUCUCUUUUUAUAUUUUCUUUUACCAUUGCCACACACUCGUGGUCGAUUUAAGCUACACUAAUAAUGAGACUGACUCUGCAUAGUUCUAUUUUUUACACAAAUAAUCGUGCAUUAUGAUGAUUUAUGGUAGUGAUCUGUUUAUUACCCGGAUCCCAGUUCUGUUUGUGCAGACUUGCCAACUCCUGUUUCCUUGACAAUGACCAGCACAAACAGUUCUGGGACCAGGCCAACUGUUUAUCGCCCCAUACCAGACUUUUGGUCAGUAUGUAAAUAUAAUACCAUCAUUACAGGGACAACACCAGUAGAGCGUCCAUCUAGUGGAACGAUACCAGCUCUGAUCAGGGGUACAUUCAGUAAGGUGAUAUGUUGCAGAUAAAAAUGUGUUGAAUAGAACUGACAUGAGUCCAAAUUCAACAUGACAGGAAAUCAUAUCUUCAUCUGAACGUUUUGUAACGUUGCACACUCUUGAACAGCCCCGCUUCAACACAAAUUCUAUAUAGACAUGCAUUAGAGGCAAUGCUAGCCACCACCUUUUGAGAAAAAUAAAUAAAUACAUGUAAUGAGAUUUUGUGAUGUUAGCUUUUUUCCCACCUCAAUGUGAAUUUUGGGUAUAAAAGCAGUAUUGUAGUUGAUAGUGUGUCAGUAGUUCAUGAGAAAGGGGUAUUUUGUGAACUCCACAGCCCUUGCUGAAGUUGAAGGCAAAUUUGUGACCCCGUCUUACUUGAGGGUGACCAUAACCCACUAUUGGAUAUAAAUAUGCAGGUUUAUUAGGUAAGACCCUUGAUAGUAAUGUAUUAUCUGAAGCAUUAUCAAGAUAGUGUUCACAUUUGGCUGUUGGACUUGUCCCAUUUGUCUAUGAAAGUUGUCCCCUUCAUAGAUGUUCUGUGGACUGAAAGCACCAUACGAAGCAUGAUCUUGAGCUCUUUGUAAAAUGUGAUUUUGCAUGAUUUUUAUUUUUUACUUGCAAGGUGGUCCCACAAUUAUAAUUGCCUGAAAUCAACCAACCAGGAAGAAUUGGGAAUUUGAGUCUUACAGAAAAACCUAAUGUUUUUCAUAAUACAACCGAUUUUUCAUUUAAUGAACAUUCAUCUUAAGUUUUCAUUUUUACUAUAAUUCAAAAAUAUGGGAAAAAUCUGUCAGUUUAACGAUGUAUUUGAUUUGCUGAAUAUUACAACUGGAAAAUAGAUGGUGUAUGAUGUGAUGGUAAAAAAUGGUUGAAAACCAGCAGGAUUUGUUGUAAGCUGCUUUGUUGGAUAUGAGCAUCUAAUACAAAAACCUGGCUAAUUGUACAGAGAUGGAAAAAAAGUUUGUAUAAAAGACAUAUUUUUGUACUUCAUCAAAUCUCUACAUGCAUGUCGGCAAUAAACUUUGAUAUGGAAAAGUAA
This is a messenger RNA of Oncorhynchus kisutch (coho salmon), 5747 nucleotides long. Its product is annotated as serine/threonine-protein kinase 40-like. Lineage: Eukaryota; Metazoa; Chordata; Actinopteri; Salmoniformes; Salmonidae. The record is from RefSeq and is a predicted model, not a curated record. Bases 254 to 1573 code for a protein of 439 amino acids. The transcript has 11 exons. Gene Ontology annotation, molecular function: protein kinase activity; ATP binding. Gene Ontology annotation, biological process: protein phosphorylation.